GACCAUGCCUUCCGCUUGCUGCAGCCCGGGGGGGUCCUCACCUACUGCAACCUGACCUCCUGGGGGGAGCUGCUGAAGACCAAGUACGACGACAUCGAGAAGAUGUUUGAGGAGACCCAGGUGGGGCACCUGCUGGAAGCCGGGUUCAAGAAGGAGAACAUCAGCACGAGGGUGAUGGACCUGGUCCCCCCAAGGGACUGCAGGUACUACUCUUUCCACAAGAUGAUCACACCCACCAUCGUUAAGCACUGA
Molecule: messenger RNA, 252 nt
Organism: Tauraco erythrolophus (red-crested turaco)
Lineage: Eukaryota; Metazoa; Chordata; Aves; Musophagiformes; Musophagidae
Source: RefSeq, a predicted model, not a curated record